This is a messenger RNA of Erinaceus europaeus (western European hedgehog), 1754 nucleotides long. It is a transcript of the gene AIRIM, whose product is annotated as AFG2 interacting ribosome maturation factor. The coding region runs from base 274 to 885 and encodes 203 amino acids. Gene Ontology annotation, cellular component: cytoplasm; nucleus. Lineage: Eukaryota; Metazoa; Chordata; Mammalia; Eulipotyphla; Erinaceidae. The transcript has 5 exons. The record is from RefSeq and is a predicted model, not a curated record.
GACUGUGCCGCUGCCUCGGAGCCCUGCGCGAAGAGAUCGCGGGAACAAGGUGGUCCCCUGGGCUGGCCAUCUCGUUGGGAUUGUCUUGGCCUUGAGGGCUCAGGCAGGUGUAAGGAACGGGAAUGGCGGUCUGGAAAAGAGGCGACAUGAGUUAGGCUCCGAAAGCAUAGGCUGGCAUGGGAAAGAUUGGGCUUCAGCCUCGGAAUCUUCCUUCCGGGACGAGCCUUGGUAGCCUGGGAAACAAGCUCCCUGCCUGCGGGGACCUAGCUGAAGAUGACUCAAGAACCAUCAUUGCUUGCAGUCCAGGAGGCCCUGAAGAAAUGCUUCCCAGUGGUGAAGGAGCAGCAGGGCUUCUGGCAGAGCACUCUGAAUGACUGCCAACCUCUCCUGACUUCCCUCCGCAACCUGGCAGAGCAGCUGCAGGCAACGCAGAAUCUGCGAUUUGAGGAAGUGCCUGCUCUUCGGGCCUUCCCAGACUUAAAGGAGCGACUGAAGCGGAAACAGCUGUCAGCUGGUGACACUAUCUUGGACAAGCUGUUGGAGAGACUAGCUGACCUCCUCAAGGUGCGUGACACAGUCAGCAGCCAAGUGGAGCAAGUUCUUCAGAUCUACAAGCAGCAUGCAGACACAAUUGGCAUUGAUGCUGUCUUGCAGGCAUCAGCUGUGAGCCCCUCUGUAGCUGACAUGCUGGAAUGGUUGCAAGAUAUUGAGAGACAUUAUCGACAUUCGUACCUGAAGAGAAAAUACCUUCUGUCCUCGAUCCAUUGGGGAGACUUGGCAUCCAUCCAAGCUUUGCCCAGAGCCUGGGACAGAGUUUUAGAAGAUGAACACCAAGACCGGGUACAAGAUACCCUGUUGAGUGUUUCCUUCUUCCUGGAAGAAUAAGGAUGCUGUGUUUCUCUGGAGAGUAGGGGGCCACAGCUGAAGACUGACAUUGCUCUGUACUCUGAUAUUUCUAAAGAAAUGUCAGUAUUGCAACCUAGCAGCUCUUGUGAAGAUUGGUGCUAGAUGUUUCUGUUCCUGGGGCUUCUCCAUGCCAGGGUAUGGCUCAGGGUUUGUGGGCAACCCUGUGCCUUUUCCUGAGGCUGAAGGGAAUGGGGCAGAGGCAGAGGGAAUGCAGGAAGCGCAGUGCUGAAAAGCACCAGGGGCAGAAGCAAUAGCCACAAAAGUUGUAGGGGAGGAGUGGACAGGUAGAGAGCCACCACUCCUCAGUAUUGACCAGAGCACUGGCCUGGGUGAUACCAGGUCCUGCUUUUACGUCUUUGCGCCAGUACUGACUCCCUGGUAAAGGAGAAAUCGGUUUUGACAAUUUAAAGAAAAAGGGUUGUGUUGAUGGAAAGCAUAGUGAGUGACUGAUGUGCUCCAAUUGCAGUAGCUCCUCAAGAGAAUUUCAGUUUCCAGAUUCUACCACCAGGGGGAGGCGGUGUGGCAUGAAUUGUUCUGAAAGCUUUGUCUUUGAAGCUGUUCCUAGUGCUCUUAAUUCCGCAGAAUAACUGAGGCUAGUGGGAUGCUGGGCAAAAAACUGCCACAUUUCUCUGAUCUUGGAGUAGCUACAUGGGGAGUGGAGAACAGCAGCCUAGUGUGAGACGAUAUAUCAGUGUUGCAUUUCUGAGACUCAGUGCCAUCAUAUGUAAAUGGUGGUGGUACUUCUAAAUUGUUGUGCUUCCUAGGCUAUUGUGAAAAUACUGGCCAUGUAUGUAAAAGGGCUUAAUAAAGAGUGUAUUUUUGAAAAUGAAAAUAACUUUACUUUUUUU